Hyposmocoma kahamanoa is the source of this 1411-nucleotide messenger RNA. RefSeq names its product odorant receptor 85c-like. Bases 59 to 1411 code for a protein of 450 amino acids. Gene Ontology annotation, cellular component: plasma membrane. NCBI's taxonomy places the organism in Eukaryota, Metazoa, Arthropoda, Insecta, Lepidoptera, Cosmopterigidae. Gene Ontology annotation, molecular function: odorant binding; olfactory receptor activity. The transcript is spliced from 13 exons. The record is from RefSeq and is a predicted model, not a curated record. Gene Ontology annotation, biological process: detection of chemical stimulus involved in sensory perception of smell; sensory perception of smell.
CUUCGUGUAUCUAUUUCUGUUUCCAUUUCUGUAAUUCAGUUUCUCGGCCCUUUUGGGCAUGGGGUUGCUUGAAAAGUUUCUCGGAAGAAAAUCGAGAAAUGAAGAAGUUUCCAAAGAAAGGACUUUGAAAUACGAAUUGAAAGACUAUGAUGAAACUUAUGCCAUCCCCAUGGCAGUUCUCAAGCUGGUCGGACUACGAUUGCAACGGGAAGAUACUGUAAUUGUUAAGUUUCUGUGGAACGUCUUCUACUGGUUUGAGUUCGUGAAUUUGUUCGUGGUUACAUGGUUGGAGCUAAUUAACAUGGGGCAGACGGCAUCAGGUGGCUCCUUCCAGGAUGCUGUGGAAAUCUUUCGCAUGAUGCCUUGCGUUGGGUACCUUCUGCUUGCGAUGGCGAAGUCCUACAAAAUCGUAUACUACCGUCCAGUAUAUGAGAACCUGGUAAAUGAGCUCAGAGAGAUGUGGCCGCAGGAUGUUGUCACCGAAGAAGAGUAUAACGUCAUCCGCAACGCUAUGAAGCAGCUCAAAUAUGUCGUGCAAGGUUACUACUGGUGCAAUAACGCUCUCCUAGUAAUCUUUUUAUCUCCACCAAUAGUGGAGAUCAUCAAGAGAGCUUUGGGAUACGAUGUCCCUUUGAUUCUCCCUUUCUUCUAUUGGUUCCCUUUCGACCCAUUUCAGAGAGUUUAUUACGAGAUUAUAUUGAUCUUUCAGACUUGGCAUGGUUUAAUAACAAUCUGGUUCAUGCUAUGCGGAGACCUGCUGUUCUGCAUCUUCCUCAGCCACAUAACGACUCAGUUCGACCUGCUGGCAGUCAGAAUUAAGAAGUUAGUCUAUGUGCCGCUGGACAGACAGUUGCUUGCAGAAUUCCCUUUAGGUGUUUAUAGUGAGCAAUUCUAUCAAAAAGAAAAAAGCGCCGUUGACUCGUGCGAUGACAGGGAAUGGGAGAAAAGACAUCAGAGGGAGAUUUCUGAAAUCAUCUUGAAACAUCGGGCAUUGAUCAGAUUGUCGGGUGAUGUGGAGAACAUGUUCAGCUUUGCGCUACUGGUAAAUUUCUUCAAUAGUUCCAUCAUCAUUUGCUUCUGUGGAUUCUGCUGCAUCAUUGUGGAGAAAUGGAAUGAGAUGGUAUACAAAUCGUUUCUGACCACUGCUUUGUCCCAGACCUGGUUGCUGUGUUGGUACGGGCAAAGGUUGCUGGAAUCGAGCACAGGUUUAUCAGACGCUUUAUAUAGCAGUGGCUGGUAUCGAGUGAGUAAGCGAAUUAGCAAUGCUGUAAUCAUUAUGAUCAAUAGGACACAAAAGGAGGUCCACGUUACUACUUAUGGAUUCUCUGUUAUGUCUCUGGCAAGUUACACUACGAUUAUCAAGACUUCGUGGUCUUACUUUACCCUACUUCUAAAUAUUUAUAAACAAUAA